GACGCCUGGACACCGGCAGAGCGCGGGGACUCUCCGAGCCCGGCGCGGGGGUUUCCGCAUCUUACGGGCGGGGCCGGAAGAGGAAGUCGCGCUGCCGUGGCGGCCCCUGUAGCAGCGGCGGUCCCGUCGUAGCCCAGCCGGCCGCGUCUGUCCGGUCCGGUCCGGCCACGGAGGCAGCGCAACGGCGGGACCCCGAGCCCACCCCGCCGAGUAAGCUGCGCCGCACCGUGCCGCCCCACCCGGCACCCACCAGUCAGAUGGGGCCGCAGCGGCGGCUGUCCCCUGCCGGGGCCGCCCUACUCUGGGGCUUCCUGCUCCCGCUGACAGCUGCUCAGGAAGCAAUCUUGCAUGCGUCUGGAAAUGGCACAGCCAAGGACUACUGCAUGCUUUAUAACCCUUAUUGGACAGCUCUUCCAAGUACCCUAGAAAAUGCAACUUCCAUUAGUUUGAUGAAUCUGACUUCCACACCACUAUGCAACCUUUCUGAUAUUCCUCCUGUUGGCAUAAAGAACAAAGCAGUUGUGGUUCCAUGGGGAAGCUGCCAUUUUCUUGAAAAAGCCAGAAUUGCACAGAAAGGAGGUGCUGAAGCAAUGUUAGUUGUCAAUAACAGUGUCCUAUUUCCUCCCUCAGGUAACAGAUCUGAAUUUCCCGAUGUGAAAAUACUGAUUGCAUUUAUAAGCUACAAAGACUUUAGAGAUAUGAACCAGACUCUAGGAGGUAACAUUACUGUGAAAAUGUAUUCUCCGUCAUGGCCUAACUUUGAUUAUACUAUGGUGGUUAUUUUUGUAAUUGCUGUGUUCACUGUGGCAUUAGGUGGAUACUGGAGUGGACUAGUUGAAUUGGAAAACUUGAAAGCAGUGACAACUGAAGAUAGAGAAAUGAGGAAAAAGAAGGAAGAAUAUUUAACUUUUAGUCCUCUUACAGUUGUAAUAUUUGUGGUCAUCUGCUGUGUUAUGAUGGUCUUACUUUAUUUCUUCUACAAAUGGUUGGUUUAUGUUAUGAUAGCAAUUUUCUGCAUAGCAUCAGCAAUGAGUCUGUACAACUGUCUUGCUGCACUAAUUCAUAAGAUACCAUAUGGACAAUGCACGAUUGCAUGUCGUGGCAAAAACAUGGAAGUGAGACUUAUUUUUCUCUCUGGACUGUGCAUAGCAGUAGCUGUUGUUUGGGCUGUGUUUCGAAAUGAAGACAGGUGGGCUUGGAUUUUACAGGAUAUCUUGGGGAUUGCUUUCUGUCUGAAUUUAAUUAAAACACUGAAGUUGCCCAACUUCAAGUCAUGUGUGAUACUUCUAGGCCUUCUCCUCCUCUAUGAUGUAUUUUUUGUUUUCAUAACACCAUUCAUCACAAAGAAUGGUGAGAGUAUCAUGGUUGAACUUGCAGCUGGACCUUUUGGAAAUAAUGAAAAGAAUGAUGGAAACUUGGUGGAAGCCACUGGUCAACCCUCAGCUCCCCAUGAGAAAUUGCCAGUAGUCAUCAGAGUACCAAAACUGAUCUAUUUCUCAGUAAUGAGUGUGUGCCUCAUGCCUGUUUCAAUAUUGGGUUUUGGAGACAUUAUUGUACCAGGCCUGUUGAUCGCAUACUGUAGAAGAUUUGAUGUUCAGACUGGUUCUUCUUAUAUAUACUAUGUUUCGUCUACAGUUGCCUAUGCUAUUGGCAUGAUACUUACAUUUGUUGUUCUGGUGCUGAUGAAAAAGGGGCAACCUGCUCUCCUCUAUUUAGUACCUUGCACACUUAUUACUGCCUCAGUUGUUGCCUGGAGACGUAAGGAAAUGAAAAAGUUCUGGAAAGGUAACAGCUAUCAGAUGAUGGACCAUCUGGAUUAUGCAACAAAUGAAGAAAACCCUGUGAUAUCUGGUGAACAGGUUGUCCAGCAAUAAUAUUAUGUGGAACUACUAUAAUGUGUCAUUGAUUUUCUACAAAUAGACUUCGACUUUUUAAAUUGACUUUUGAAUUGACAAUCUGAAAGAGUCUUCAAUGAUAUGCUUGCAAAAAUAUAUUUUUAUGAGCUGGUACUGACAAUUACAUCAUAAAUAACUAAAACGCUUUGCUUUUAAUGUUAAAGUUGUGCCUUCACAUUAAAUAAAACAUAUGGUCUGUGUAGUUUCCGAGA
This is a messenger RNA of Nomascus leucogenys (northern white-cheeked gibbon), 2107 nucleotides long. RefSeq names its product signal peptide peptidase like 2A (gene SPPL2A). Gene Ontology annotation, biological process: membrane protein proteolysis. The record is from RefSeq and is a predicted model, not a curated record. Gene Ontology annotation, molecular function: aspartic endopeptidase activity, intramembrane cleaving. Gene Ontology annotation, cellular component: lysosomal membrane; lumenal side of endoplasmic reticulum membrane; cytoplasmic side of endoplasmic reticulum membrane. Lineage: Eukaryota; Metazoa; Chordata; Mammalia; Primates; Hylobatidae.